CUUACAUUUUCUUUUAUUUUUAGUCUUAAAACAGAAGAUAUUGAAAAGAAACUUAAAGAUGCUGAACAAAGGGAGGAGGCUUUAAUCAAACGUAUCACAGAAAAAGACAAAACAAUAGCAAAAAUGACAGGUGUUAUUGAAGCCUAUGAAAAAGCCAUAGCUGAAUUAAUUGCCGAUAAAGAGCAAUUAACACAACACUAUGAAAAACAAUUGGCUGAAGUUAAGGCCGAUCGCGAUUCAAAUUAUCAUCAUUUAACAUCACUGGAAACAACAUUUUCCGAUUUGCAUGUAAAAUAUGAAAAGAGCAAAGAAAUGACCUGCCAAUUAAAAGAAAGCGAAGAAGCUUUACAAGCUGAAAAACGCAAGAAUUUAGAAAACCUACAUUUACAGGAACAACGAUAUGACAAAAUGAAAAAUCAUGCAAUGCAACAAUUGGAAAUCGCCAACAAAAAACUGGAAUCUCUAACACGAGAUCAUUCAAUAGAAAUAACAAAACUGAAAGCCUUACUUAAAAAAGAAGAAAUCGCCCGAUCAUCCAUACAUGAGCAAUUGGCUCAGAAGACUAAAGAAAACGCUGAACUCGUUAAGAUAUGUGAUGAACUCAUCUCGGGGCAAGGAAGUUAAAGAGAAGGAUCCAUUUUUGUUUGAUCCUGCUUUUCUUUAUGAAACCCAAUACAAAAUUGAAUGAUAUUUUUUCUUUUAUUUUUAUUUCUUUUUCUUAUUUUUUUUAAAUACUAAUUAUUUAUUUAAUGUUUUCUAAUUUGUAUUUUAGUUACCUAAAUAAGAAUGAUUAAAACAAAAGAAAUAAUGAAAGAAAAGAAAAAACCUGCAAAAACACACACUCAAUAAAAAAAGCGCACACACAAAAAAA
This is a messenger RNA of Lucilia sericata (common green bottle fly), 871 nucleotides long. RefSeq names its product transforming acidic coiled-coil-containing protein 1-like. The transcript has 4 exons. Gene Ontology annotation, cellular component: cytoplasm. NCBI's taxonomy places the organism in Eukaryota, Metazoa, Arthropoda, Insecta, Diptera, Calliphoridae. Gene Ontology annotation, biological process: mitotic spindle organization; cell population proliferation; cerebral cortex development. The annotation marks the transcript as partial. The record is from RefSeq and is a predicted model, not a curated record.